Balaenoptera musculus (blue whale) is the source of this 1471-nucleotide messenger RNA. RefSeq names its product tetratricopeptide repeat domain 23 like (gene TTC23L). Gene Ontology annotation, molecular function: protein binding. The record is from RefSeq and is a predicted model, not a curated record. The transcript has 13 exons. NCBI's taxonomy places the organism in Eukaryota, Metazoa, Chordata, Mammalia, Artiodactyla, Balaenopteridae. The coding region runs from base 220 to 1449 and encodes 409 amino acids.
UCUUACCGGGAGAGGAAACACAGACGGUGCCGGCACCGUCAAUAGUUCUGAGCCUUUCCUCGCGGGCCCGGAGGACCCGAACACCUGGGCAACUGUGAGGGUGCAGGGCGCGCGGAGGGGCACGCGGGGGGCGAAGGGUGUCGCCGAAUACAGCCCGGUACAUCGUCGCAGCUUUAAAUUGGUAAGGUCGUGGAGCCGGACGCCCCUUCCCAUCCUUCGAUGGGAUUUACCUCCUCUUCCGGCGUCGUUAUCUCCGAGAGGAAGAAAAUGCGAGCCAGCCCCAUCCGCAUCCCGACUGUCAGCAAUGACACCGACUGGGACUUCUGCUUCCAUCUCAUCCCUCGUCUCUACCUACGAGAUGUCAGUAGCACUGUCCCAGUUGUGACAAGCCAAGACCGUGUGUCUCUUCCCAAAGAGAAACUGGCCCAAUCCCAGAAGAAAGUAGCUCAGCUGAUUAAGGGAAAAAUGAUAAUAAAACAAAAAACUCACUGGAAUACCCAAGCAAAUAAGGAGACGAUUCGCUGUGUCAUCCUCUCUCGGAUUAUUUUUGGGGAAGAACCCUGGAAAUGUGCACAGGCUUUGGCCACCCUGGCUUAUGGCUACCUGACCCUGAGAGGCCUCCCACCUCAGGCCAAGAAACAUGCUGAAUCUGCCAAGAACACACUGAUGACCUGGAAGGGAAACACGACCUCAGACAAGGAGAAAAAGGAAAUCCUGGAGACUCUGGUCAUGCUCUACUACACUGUGGGGGUGGCCUGGCUCCUACAGAACUGUGGCAGAGAGGCUUAUUUCAACCUGCAGAAGUCAGAGAGAAACAUGAAGGAGCUGAAAAAAUCAUAUAAGGGAGGUGCUUGUGGAUUACAGGUCUCAGAGAAAGACCUAACAAUUGCUUUGGGCAGAGCCCCCUUGGCCAACCGCAGGUUAAACCUAGCUCUGGCAUACUUUGAAAAGGCAAUUGACAAUGUUAUUGCUGCUAAGGGUGAUAGGACAUCAGAUCUGGUUGGUCUUUACGAGGAAAUUGCUCAGAUCAAGCAGCUGAGGAGGAACCAUGACCAGGCCGUCCAGUACUUGCAGCAGGCCCGUUCUAUCUGUGUUUCUUUGUUCACUGAAGUCAGCCCCCAAGCUGCAGAGGUGAGUGCGUUACUAGCCAAGGCUGAUGCCACAUCUGGAGAGGCCCAACACAGGGAUGCUGUUGAGAUAUAUUUUAUAAAAAGCAUCACUGCAUAUCAAACAACAUUGGGCCCAGAGGAUUAUGAAACACUGACGACCAUUGAAGAAUUUUGCAAAUGGCUUGUGCAAAAUGGGGAAAAACAGUGUCUGAUAAUUCAAAUCCUCAUAUAUGGACACGAGCACUGUAAAAGCAGAGACACAAAAAACCUCCUUACCCUAAUGCAGAGGUCUUCCGUAAACAGUAAAGAGAAAACCUCUACACAAGCUAGCCAACAAUAAAGCCAACCUUAAUAACAAAAAU